CCGGGAUACGCCAUCGCUGAAUAAGACCAUAUUUAUGUCAUCUAGGCGGUACUGGAAUAAAAGGCACUGCGUGUGGAGGCCUUAAUCAUCCCAUAAAUAUGGCAGAUCUCACUGUGGCUACAGCAAUGUCACUAUCUGGACGAGUAGGCCUCGUUACAGGCGGAGGAACAGGAAUAGGAUUUAUGAUUGCGAAAGCCUUCGCUGCAAAUGGAGCCAAGGUAUACAUCACCGGUCGAAGGCUGAACGUGCUACAGGAAGCGGCGUCGUCAGUAACAGGCGUUCCAGGAUCCAUUGUCCCAAUGAAGAUGGAUGUCACAGAUGAAGAAAGCGUCAAGGCUGGUGCAAAGUAUAUCGAAACAACCGACGGCAAGCUCGAUAUCCUCGUCAACAAUGCUGGAUUUGCUGCUUCCCUUCACGAUCCGGACUUCGUCUCAAAGAAAUAUGCUGCAGAAGAUCCUUUUGAACCCGAAACCAUCCAGAACUGGGCUGAUAUCUUUGCGCUCAACACGAUCGCCCCGUUCUUUGUCGUACGUGCCUUCCAGUCCCUUCUCGUCAAAGGAGCGCAGUCCCGCCCCCAAGGCACCUCCAGUGUCAUCAACGUCAGUAGCGUGGCAGCCGAGGCAAACUCGACAAGCCCCUUGUCCUCCCUCGCAUACAAUGCGACGAAAGCUGCUUUGAACAAGCUCACACUUGUUCUAGCAACGAGUUUCGCUCAGAGGAAUAUCCCGAUUCGUGUGAACGCGCUAGCUCCUGGCGUGUUUGCGUCACAACUGGUUAGCCCCGAGGUUUUGGAGGCGAUCCGGACUCGACCUCUGCCUGGGUUGGUCGCACCGAUUCCUGCAAAGAGGCAGGGAACUGAAGCUGAAAUGGGCGUGUCGGCGGCCUAUUUGGCUGUGUCUGACUAUACGAACGGAGCGAUUUUGACUGUUGAUGGCGGAAUAUCGCUGGUUAAUCCCUAAUGUUUGGAUUAUCUGACGUAGAAGGUUUCAUGGAAUUACGCCUGUUUUUCUUUGUAAACAUCACCACUGUCCAAGAUAAC
Desarmillaria tabescens is the source of this 1039-nucleotide messenger RNA. RefSeq lists its product as uncharacterized. NCBI's taxonomy places the organism in Eukaryota, Fungi, Basidiomycota, Agaricomycetes, Agaricales, Physalacriaceae. The record is from RefSeq and is a predicted model, not a curated record. Bases 99 to 959 code for a protein of 286 amino acids. The transcript has 6 exons.